This is a messenger RNA of Owenia fusiformis, 1953 nucleotides long. NCBI's taxonomy places the organism in Eukaryota, Metazoa, Annelida, Polychaeta, Sabellida, Oweniidae. The record is from the annotation of a GenBank genome assembly.
AUGGAGGAAGCUCUGUUGCUCCCAGCAUGCAACGCGAGAAAAGACCGCCAUCUUGGAAUUAGGAAGCCGAAACUGUUGCUAGCCAUGAAAUUAAAGCGCUUUUUACUGAGAUAUUAUCCUCCUGGGAUAAUUCUUGAAUAUGAACAAGCAAAGAUUCUUAAAACAAAAUCCAUAGAUCUCCUGGAUCUGAGACCAGACACCGAUACAGAUGCAGUAGUUGAUGAGAUAGCUAAUAAGGAGCCCCUAAUCACAUCCUCCAAAACAGAACAAGUCAGAAAACUUAUAGUCCGAUUGCAAGAGAAACUAGGUCAAACAGAUGAUCACCAUUUCUACUUAUUUAAGGUGCUUAGAGCCCAUAUUCUGCCAUUAACCAAUGUAGCAUUUAACAAAUCUGGAUCCAGCUUUAUCACAGGUAGCUAUGAUAGGACUUGUAAAAUAUGGGACACAGCUUCAGGAGAAGAACUACAUACUCUAGAGGGUCAUAGGAAUGUUGUAUAUGCCAUAGCCUUUAAUAAUCCUUAUGGUGAUAAAGUUGCAACUGGAUCAUUUGACAAAACAUGUAAACUAUGGAGUUCUGAAACUGGCAAAUGUUACCAUACAUACAGGGGUCAUACAGCGGAAAUAGUGUGUCUGGCAUUCAAUCCUCAAAGUACCAUAGUUGCAACAGGAAGUAUGGACACCACAGCUAAAUUAUGGGAUGUACAGACUGGCGUUGAAAUAUGUACUCUUAGUGGCCAUUCAGCAGAAAUCAUCUCACUUGCAUUCAACACAAAUGGCACCCAGAUAAUCACUGGAUCAUUUGAUCACACAGUUUCAGUAUGGGAUGUCAACACGGGAAAGCGUAUCCACACUUUGAUUGGACAUAGAGCUGAGAUAAGCAGUGCGCAGUUCAAUUGGGAUUGUUCACUAAUCGCAACUGGCUCUAUGGAUAAAACUUGCAAAAUCUGGGACACUUCAACUGGGAGAAAUGUAGGAACUCUAAGAGGACAUGAUGAUGAGGUCUUGGACGUUGCAUUUGACUACACCGGGCAGUAUUUAUUAACAGCAUCAGCAGAUGGCACUGCAAGGUGCUACAAUGCAACUACACACACAAUGGUCUCCAAGCUAGAGGGACACGAGGGAGAAAUAUCAAAGAUCACAUUUAAUCCACAAGGCACCAAGAUUCUCACAGCAAGUUCUGACAAAACUGCACGAAUCUGGGACCCGGAGACUGGAGAAUGUCGGCAAAUUCUAGAGGGUCAUACGGAUGAAAUAUUCAGCUGUGCAUUUAACUAUGAAGGAAACACUAUAAUAACAGGUAGCAAAGAUAAUACUUGCCGAAUAUGGAGAUGAGUCAAACAAGUGUUGAUAAGGACUCGGAUAAAGAUGUGGAUGGACUUGAACGUUUAUAGCAACUGCCUUAACUGAGCUUCAAGUGAAUGGCAGUCAACUGAAUAUUAAAUGGAGAUCUAUCAUUGAACUGUAAUGGAUUUAUAUCUUUUAAAUUACCAAGGUUUUAAUGUAUGCUUCAUGAAUAUCAUAAACGUUCAGAUAUUUACUCAUUAUUGCAAAACUGAGGUGUAUUUGGUUUACUUAAUAUAUUUACUUAAAUCGAGAAUAUAUCCACUGAAUUUUGGAAUUCAAAAUUGCAGCUUUUGAACCAUCAAAGUAAGCAUCUGUCACCUCAGUUUUAUGACACAUUUCUAAAAUUAUGUGUUGCGAUUUGGGUCAGGAUGAUCUAUGCAAAUUUCUGCUGCACACGCAUUCACAUAAAAAAGAUAAAACAGCGUUCUGAACAUUUUUUUCAUUUUAUGCUUUGAUUUUUUACGAGCCUAGCUACUUUCAUCAUGUUUUAGAAAUUUUGGAAGUAUUGCUUUGUUCUACAUACAUAGUAGUUAUCCCAACGAACAAGAUGGCCACUAAAAUUCAAAUUAUAUUUUGUUCAAUGGGAUUUACUACUCCGUGGAGUUGCUG